GAGGAAACACCUUUCAAGAGAGCCAGGGUGGAAAAUGGGGCACUUCAGUUCUCAACUUGUAAUCUAAUAGGGGGGUUGUUGCUUUUAGCAGAGUCUGACUUUCUGAUAUGGCAGUGGACGCGGCCUCUAGUUUUACUUUUUGUCGCCCUGCGGUGGAGUACAGGGCUCUUCCUGAGGACUUCAAGUACCAGUUGAGUCGUUGUGCAGGUGGAAACCUUACCUGGCAUGAAGGGCACAACCGCAAAACUGCAGGCGGUCGAACGGUCAAACUACUGCAGCAGCCUGGAACAGAAGGACUUCAGUUACGUUCAGGUGAAUCUUACUCCGUUUACCACACCAGCCCCACCUUGCCGUGUCUCUCCAGGCCAGUGGUUUUGUGGUCUCAGCAGGACGUGUGCAGAUGGCUAAAGAAACACUGUCCGCACAACUACUUGACCUACGUGGAAGCCUUCUCCCACCACGCCAUUACAGGUCGCGCUCUCUUGAGAUUGAAUGGUGAGAAGUUGGAGCGGAUGGGCUUGGUUCAGGAGACUCUGAGACAAGAGCUUCUCCAGCAGGUUCUGCAACUGCAAGUACAAGAGGAAGGGCGCAACUUACAGCUGCUAAGCAGAGGGCUCUCUGGAAACCUGUCAUAGCUUCACCCAUGCGUGUGGUUCUUCUUCCAGACCGCCUGCACUCUGAAGGGACAUCAAUAUGUCUGGUCAGGUUGAGGCCAGAGACAUUUGACUGGAGCUGUCAGGGACUGGAAUACACAGUGAGGGACUGGUUUCACUUACACCGCUCAACCCCCAAAUCCUUAUCAUGCUUAUGGAAACCUUCAAAAAAAAAAGGAGCUUUCUCUAACACCCAUUGAUUUACCUACCCCAGAUCUGCUUCAAAAUGCAAACACAAGAUGCAGAGGAAUGCUGAAUCUAUAUCUGAUGAAGGUGGACGCAGCUGUCUGUGCCAAAGCUCCCUGGAUUUCACAAAAUCUCUGAUCCAGUUGAAAGAGGCUCAGUGGUAACCUGGAUGUCUGGUAAUGCUAUCAGUAUGUGCAAGAACUACAAAAAUAUGCCUGUAGAAAACUGGAUUGUUGACUAUUUUCUGCUGGAAUGUGAACAUGUCCAUCAAGACUAUUGCAUAAUCAAUUGUAUUAGUGUUACAUUUCCUGUAGAACCUCUUUUUUUCAUUGGAGAUGCACCUAAACCUCCAUUUCAGACAUCUGGCUAUAGGAUGUUUGGGUUGAUUGUUUCUUUUUAGUUUCUUCUGUUAAGAGAUUCUGUUUCUAAGAAUGAAGAGAUAAAAUACGUCUGAACUAGUUCGACCGUGUGAUAAUGACAACAGCAUUUACACUGAAAUGAUAAGCAUCUUUGGCCACAGAGGCUGUAUUUAUGUUAUGUAAAUUACAAAGCUCUUUAAGCCUGGGAGAAUCGCAGAUGACAGAUGUGAGGUUAAGGCAAACAGAUGACAUUCUCCAUUGUUCUCUUAAAAAGAGACUCGGGUUAGGACUUGCCUGAGAGACCAUUUAAAAAAAGAAAAACAUCAAAAGAUCAAGAUUAUAAAGUGAGAAAACUUGAAGGUGGUUGGAGACAAUGAAACUGUACCCCAGCA
Danio rerio (zebrafish) is the source of this 1590-nucleotide messenger RNA. It is a transcript of the gene samd10a, whose product is annotated as sterile alpha motif domain containing 10a. Lineage: Eukaryota; Metazoa; Chordata; Actinopteri; Cypriniformes; Danionidae. The record is from RefSeq and is marked provisional.